Pocillopora damicornis (cauliflower coral) is the source of this 1547-nucleotide messenger RNA. Its product is annotated as DNA damage-regulated autophagy modulator protein 1. Lineage: Eukaryota; Metazoa; Cnidaria; Anthozoa; Scleractinia; Pocilloporidae. The record is from RefSeq and is a predicted model, not a curated record.
AGCAGUUCUCUGACUCGCCUCAAAUAUAAGAGACAGAACGUGAUUUUAUCGUUUAGGUCAGAUAACUGUGGCUGGUACCGGGAGGUUAAUUUGCCAACUUGACCAACGAGAAAAUUCGGCUUGGAUUUUUUAUUUUUCGUAUGUGGAAUUGCUCGGGUGUACGGUGAUAAAAUGCCGUCAACAGACGCUUUCAUGGAAACUGCGAAUAUAUAUCAUGGUUCAUCUUGGAAUUCUGUCAAAGAUUUUCUACAAUAUUUCUCCUCGUUAGGUUACAGAACGACAGUGAUAUUCGUCUUGUAGCAACUAACGAACGUUAUACUCCGUUAAAACAAACAAACAAGGGAAACUCUUUGAACGAAAACUGUCGAUCAUUUGCCGGCUAAACAAAAUUAAGUUAUGCCAUGGCCACGAUGUGGAUUAGGCUGGCUUUGCAUCUUACUAGUUAUCUGUAGUGUUGUCACAGUUCUCUCAUCGUACUGCGUGGCUCUUUCUCAUGGACAUAUUUAUCCCUUUCUGCCGGCGAUUAGCGAAACUGGCGUCUUAUUUCCGGAGAAAUAUGUCUUUAGAGAGUUAACAAAUUUAACUGCGUUUUUGUUCAUCUCCAAUGCGUUUGUCCGUUUUAUGCAGUACAAACUUGUGGCUGAGCAGUGUCGAGAGGAGCAUGUAAAACUGCGACGUCUCAACAAACUAGCUUUUGUGGUCGCCAUCUUGGCAGGUGUCGGAAUGACCUUCGUGGCUAACUUUGAAAUAGAAAAGGACUGGUCCAUUCACGACAUCGGUGCGAUGACAGCCUUUUUCAGCGGUCUUCUUUACUGCUGGUUACAAUGCGCAAUGUCAUAUAAGCUACGCGACCACGGUGUCAUCAACAGCUCAGCAGUGUGUCACUCCAGAGUCACGGUCUCUCUCCUCAUAACCUUUUGCGUGGCGAUAUUUGGCGCGUGCCAGACCAAGGCCAAUUGGGAAUGGGACCAAGCUCGGCCUCGUUAUCAUUUCUUAGCCAAACUCAAAUGGAGCCCUGAAGAUCCGGGAUAUUUUUACCACGUGGUAUCUAAUGUUGCAGAAUGGAGCAUGUGUGGAGGAAUGCUUCUGUUUAUGUUGACGUUUGCGCACGAGUUCCAGCAAAUAGAGAUAACAUCUGAUAUUUCAUCUACUGAUUACUGGUGACGAUUUAUAUGCGGAACUCAGCCCACUUCGGAUCUCCUUUUUCAGUAUUGGAUGAAAUUUAAUUAGAAUACGGUAAUAAAUUUUAAUUUUCAAAUUACGCGCUCAAAACAGCCAGGAGCUUUAAAAGAGUGAAGUCUUAACAUGUGAAUGUUAGCCUUGAUGAUGGCAUUUUCAGCUACAGUUCAUCAAACAGAAGAGCGCCAGAUUAGAACGAAGGUAAUCUCGUACUCAGAUCCUACAAUGUAACUGUAACUUACAACCGCUUGGCUGGGAAAGGUCUGGGUACAAGACUUGCUGGGGCCUUUCUACGUCCAGAUUGGCUAUCAUCCUCGAUAAUCAGGGUACUGAGCUACAAUAGUUGAAGGACAUUUUCAUAAUAACGU